AAACAGACCUCACUUACAGGGCUCUAAGUUCAUCAGAACACUUCGAAACCCCAAAAAGUCAGCAACAUGGUUGUGUGGACAGAUUUCGAGCGUGCUACCAUCCAGGAUGUCUUUUCCAAGAUCGACGCCGAAGCAAUCGGUCACCAGGCACUGUCCAGGUGUCUUGUCGUGUACCCAUGGACCCAGAGGUACUUCGCUAAAUUUGGAAACUUGUACAACGCCGCUGCCAUCAGUGGAAACCCCAAGGUUGCAGCCCACGGCUUGACCGUAGUCCGUGGUCUGGAGAAAGCUGCGAAGAACCUGGACAACAUCAAGGCCACUUUGGCCGAACUGAGUGUGCUGCACUCUGAGAAACUGCACGUGGAUCCCGAUAACUUCAAGCUGCUGGCUGACUGCAUCACCAUCGUCGUUGCCGCUUCCCUGGGCAGCUGCUUCACUGCUGAGGUGCAGGGAGCUCUGCAGAAAUUCCUUGCUGUUGUGGUCUCUGCUCUUGGAAAGCAGUACCACUAAAUGCUGAAGUGACCGAACGGCCAGAGAAAACCAUGAAACGACCAUGUACUUGUUAAAGCAAGUAUUUAAAUAAAACUAAUAAAACACA
This is a messenger RNA of Hemibagrus wyckioides, 598 nucleotides long. RefSeq names its product hemoglobin subunit beta-like. The record is from RefSeq and is a predicted model, not a curated record. The transcript has 3 exons. Bases 67 to 510 code for a protein of 147 amino acids. Gene Ontology annotation, biological process: hydrogen peroxide catabolic process; oxygen transport. Gene Ontology annotation, molecular function: haptoglobin binding; peroxidase activity; organic acid binding. NCBI's taxonomy places the organism in Eukaryota, Metazoa, Chordata, Actinopteri, Siluriformes, Bagridae. Gene Ontology annotation, cellular component: blood microparticle; hemoglobin complex; haptoglobin-hemoglobin complex.